AUGUUAUGUCAUCAUAAAUCAUCGGAAUAUCUCUCCGGCGAUAUGCUGGACGAGAGCCAUCUGAAGUCGUUUGCGCCAUUUCGUUUCGUACAAAUGUUAUUGGGGUCGUGCAGAGUAGACGCUAGAUACAGAUUUGUAACUUCCCCAACAAAAGCACAAAAGACCUACUCAGUUAUCUGUUUAUUAACGGUAUUCUUUUUUUAUAUAAUAAUUCUUGCUAAUUAUUUUCCAAGAUACGUUUCGUUCCCUUAUAUAUACUAUAUUAAUUUUGUUUCACUGUUCGUUCAUUUCGCAACGUUCGCGUGUAACAUUAUUCACGUCCGUUUCAUAAACAAUGAUUCGAAUGUUAAAUUCUACAUUAAAAUGCAAGAAAUCGAUCGCAAACUGAAAAUAGAUAAAAACAAAAUAAUUAACGACAUCUUAUUCCAAAAUAACGUUUUAUCCGUCACCGUUACUACACUCAUAUCGCUCCUCCUCUUCACUUCUGCCAUAUCUGAAGAUGUCAUCGUGACGGUGAGCUUCGUGGGACCACUUGUCGCGCAGCUGACGACCACAUUCGAGUGGUUCAACUGCGCAAAUCUUCUAAUAUAUUUCUUCCUUCGCGUGCGUUACGUCAAUGCCGUCAUAACAAAUCAUUUGAAAGGCACAGCGGAUUUACAAGUUGAAAAAAAUACAAAUAAUAUAUUUCCUACGAGGAAAAAAAUGCGUCAUCUAGCAUCAGAGACGCAUGAUUUCAUGUUUAGCGAUACUGAUGUAUAUUUGAACGACAUCUUUGCGGAGUUGCUUAGAUUCCAAUCCCUUUACCGGUUCCAGAUUUUCUUAUUCUGCCUCAAAUUUUUUUGCAUUACUCUUUUGGGAUUCGAAUUUUUACUACUAGGAUUACAACACAACAUUAUAAGGCGCUUUGAAUUCAUAGUGUUACCUACAGUGACCGCAAUUGACUUAAUCAUAAUUGUUGUCAUAUGCGCACGCUGUGAAGUAUUUUACAGGGAAAUUAAAACCACGAAAUAUCUCUGCAUCACCGUUCUGUCUCGAAUCUACAGCGGCCCGCUGAGACGAAAAGCUAUUAAAAUGUUGAAGAUGAUCAAAGAGCGACCGCCGCAAUUUUCAGUUUACGACAUGUGGCAGAUGGACGCGUCCACUAUGAUUAAAAUGAUUAAUUUGGUCACUACACUUAUGGUCACAUUGCUACAAUUUGCGCUUCUGUAAAUACACUAAAUGCACAAUCAUGUUCAUUACUCAAUAUUACAAUAGAAGCACUUGUUUGAUGAAGAAGAAAAUAAAAGAUAAUUAAAAUAAUAGUUUAUUAUUCUUAAAUUUCAUUUAGAUUAUCAUGAUAGGUUAUAGAGGCAG
Molecule: messenger RNA, 1353 nt
Organism: Nymphalis io (European peacock)
Lineage: Eukaryota; Metazoa; Arthropoda; Insecta; Lepidoptera; Nymphalidae
Exons: 4
Coding region: 1-1209 (402 amino acids)
Biological process (GO): sensory perception of taste
Cellular component (GO): membrane
Source: RefSeq, a predicted model, not a curated record